GUCUCCAGACGAAGAGACGUGGACAUGGCGGAUUUAUAUCUGGUGUGCAGCCUUUGGUUGUUCGGCCGUUCAGGUUUCCGUUGGUGGCUUUAGAUGCAUGGUAGCUAGCUUAGCUUUACCCAGUAAAGUGAAAAGCAGCUUCUUGUAGUGAUUUGAAUACCGCGAUUCUGGGAAAUAAUAAAGAAAAGAAACUGAACAGCUGACACCAUCCGGACGGUCCAACCGCCCCAUCGCCGCCCACCUCAAACGAAGAGGUCAAGUUGUUGAACCGACAGGCGACGUGAAAGAAAACCAGUCUGAAUGGAAUGCAAGCCAGACCGUAAAAUAUAUAUUAUGUCUGCAGGAAAACACCUUGGACUAGUUGUAGCAUAAGCUUCUGCACAAAUGAACGAGAACGCAGCUGAGAGUCAACUCCCUGGCAGCGAGCCUGUGGAGGAAAAUGAGGGACAAAAUACAAAAAAGACUUCUGAAGACAACCCCGUCCCAGGCCCGGACCAAGACCAAAACAGAGGUCCAGCCUCAAAACCCGUGGAAAACAAUUCCACAAAGGCCAAAGAAGAGGAUGAACCUAAGGCUGCUGGCGGUGAGCCUCCAAUGGACUGGUUUGAACCACUUGAAGAUGAUGAUUAUGAUAAUGAAGAUCCAGAGGAGGAAAGCCUCGCAGGAGAAAGCGAGAGAAGUGAGAGUGUUGCAGGCAGUGAGAAGGCCUCAAAAAAGCUCUAUCAGCUUCAUAUGCCUCGCCGUAAGCGAUCGCAUCCUGAUGAGGGUUGGGUCGACUGGCCGGCACUUGGAGAGGGUUGGAAACGCAAAGAGGUUGUACGACGUUCAGGAUCAAGCAUUGGUCAGAAGGACGUGUAUUAUCUGAGUCCGCGGGGUGAUCGAGUUAGAAGCAGAGUAGAGCUGGCCACAGUCCUCCAAGGACAUCUUGAUGUGUCACAUUUUGAAUAUAAGACGGGCAAGUUCUACGAAGGGGAAGCGCUGCCCAUACGAGUUAGAGGAAGAGGGAAGAGAAAAGUGCGGGAACGUUCCUCCUCAGAGUCCAGUUUCAUGGAGAGAGGAGAGGGGGCAGACACUCCUGACUCCUACCACAGACUCACACCGAGCACCGGGCUCAAAAAUGUCAAUCAAAAUCAGACAAGUGCCUCCUUUAACAGCGCGACAGGAAUCCCGAGACAAAGCCAUCGCACCGAUGAUCUACCUGCAGAGGAUAAAAUUAAACUCCCCCUCCCCUCAUCAUCCCGGUCGCUACCGCUUCCUUCUAUAAACGGAGAAAUUGGUUCUGAAGACAGCAUUUUGGUCUGUGCCAAGUGUGGUAUUUCCUUUACAGGUACAUGGUAUGACAAACAAAGAAAGCGGCCCUGCUGUCCCAGCUGCUGGGCAGCGUCAAAGACAAAAGAGCAUCCCAUGAUUCGCUUCAGGAAGUGGAUUCCCUGCGGUCAGUGUGUGGGAUGCCACAACACCAUCAACUGUGGGCAGUGCGCUAACUGCAAACAUGGACUCCAAAGUCCCGAGACAAGGAGGCGCAUAUGUCGGAAACGCAGAUGUAUAUGUCCUAUUCGCAAGAGUCCUGGAAGUGGAAACUUCGUGCACCACCGGCCUUGCGUUGACGUUCCUGAGACAUUUGAAGACAACUCGAGUUUCCAGAGUGAAGUCGCAGAUUCGCAGCACCCAAGUCUCAAAAGCAGCGACACUGAAAACUUCUCGGUCAACGUGGACCUCGACGAGGAUGAAAUGUCCACUGACGAUGACGAUGAUUGGCACAAGAAGCGGAAGCGGCGUUCCUGUGGAGAGUGCAAGGCCUGUCUCUGCAGGAAAGACUGCGGCACCUGUGAUUUCUGCAUAGACAAACCCAAGUUCGGAGGCAGCAACAAGAAGAGGCAGAAGUGUCGUUUACGGCAGUGUCAGCGGCAGGCGAUGAGACAUUUGCUGCCCUUCCAGAUGGGACAAAGUGAAUUUGGGCCAGAUACUCCAGGUCUCCCAGGCAGGCCCAGACCGCACUACACGUACAGUCGAAAGCCGGGCUUUAAGAAAAUCAAAGGGGGGCAGAGUGGCUUGGACUUUACUGACGAAGACGAUGAUAGUAAUUUACAACCAUUGAAUCACUCGGAUUUUGGGAUGAGGAAUGGACAUCCAGACCGAGUCCCUCACAUCAGCAACAAUAAUCAAUCAGACCAGCAAAGCCAGUGGGACCCAGAUGGAUCACAUAUAGCCAGAGACUGUUCCAGACAAAUGGAAGAUGAUGACGACGAUGAUGAAGAGGAGGAUUUUCCCAUGAUUACACAGAUCUUCAGUUUGGCUGAAAACCUGUCUGGGAGCGGCGCAGAUGUAGAAAACCAGCUCAUGAAAUUACUUCACGCCUUACGCUCCUCUGUACUACCAAUCCUAUGGUACGCCAUCGUGGUGGAGGGACCACAGCUGCAGCUCAUCCAAUGUUCGAAGCAGUCCAACAUGGCUGACACCAUGGUUCUGAUCGACCCCGGUUUCUGCUACCAGGUCACCGUCCAAAAGCAGCCGUUGCUGCCCACCCACCCGCUGUACGACAGCUACCCGACACGCCUAACCUCCGUCACUGAAGUGGUUAAUCUGCUGCUGGGUCUGGAGAAGUACGUCAUGUGUCAUGGAAUUCCCCCUAAAGAAGCGUUACUUCAUCAGGGCCCGAUCAUACUGGAGCGGGCGUCAACAUGUGAUUUUUUGGUCAAGAAGAGCGAGAGUGUGUGUGCCAACUGCAGAGCGCUGCAACGGCUUUAAGUCCACGCAGAACCGGGUUUGAACAGAAAGACCACCAUCUAACGGGUGCGUCCUCGUUCCAUUUUCUCUUCUUUUCCUUAUAUGACAUUUUACAGAUUUACCUCUGGACAGAAAUACUGAUUAUCUGCAGAUUCACCAAAGGCAUUCCAGGAGCAGUAUGAUUAAAUCUCACGUUUUAUUUUGUUAUGCUGGUGUUGGACUUUUCUACGCGCCUGUUUGGGGCAGUGUGAUGGAUUCUCCCGCGGUGUGGUAGGAGCGCUGCUGGCUGCUCUAAUGUCCUGACAUUCCCCCUCACAACAGUUCCCCUUCUUUUCAGUUAAUCAGCCAGGCUGGCUGUGUACCACAUUCAACCAGCAGCUGGGUUAUUUCAGGAAGGAAAAACAAAUCUGUUUGCAUCCUGGCCAGUUUUUACAUUUUUAUAGCAACUUACACGAUUACAAUUUCUGUUGCACUUAGUGUCGUCCAAACAUGUAGCAUUUUUAUUUUUAUGCACUCGUUCUGUUGGUUUUGGCAGCAGUCUGAGAUCUCCGUUUUAUGUUUGUCCUUUCAAUGCUGUACUGACUUACUAAUAUGUUUAACCCUCUAAAUUAUUGUGCUUUCCAGCAUGAAAUGGAGAUAAUGAACCAAGUCAACACAGCAGUACUGAAAAAAUCCCCAAAUAAAAAUUAGCUUGAGUGGUGGCAGUUUUGUGGUGAAUUAGUAGCUCUUACAAAACAAACAAAAAGAACGAAACACUACCUCUUUAUAGGAUGACUCGGCAGGAGCUGCUGCCAUGUGAAAUGAGAAAGAAACAUAAAGCACUGUAAAUAGAGCGGUCGGGCUGUUCUGUUAAAAAGAAGUGAAGCGUUUGUCUUUAACGGGGCUUCUCAAACACUCCUUGUCCAGUCGUGACGACAGAACCUGAGAAAGAGAUUAAAACAUGUUGUUUUUUCUCCGGUCUGGGACGUGGCAAGACAACCGAGUUACGAUGGGCAGAUGUCCAUAUUUAGCCAUUUCCUUAGUGUGUGAGAGUAGAAUAUUAUUUCCCGGACGAUGUUGUCAAAUGAUCAUGGUGUUGUAGUCCGAAGAUGGUGCCGUCUUAGUUUAUAGAAGUGUGUGUGUGAAACCUCUUUAGACUGCCUGCCCAGCUCUGUUCCUGACUAGUGUUAUUUAAGAGGUCUUUAAACCUUUUAGAUGUUUUCUUUAAAUUGUGUUGUAAUUAAAUUCCUCCCAUCCUUCCCCUCUCCUUUGGGAUGUUUGUGGGAUAACUCAGUGACUUUUGACAAUGUGAAACUUUAUGCAUUUUCAACAUAUAAAAGUAUUUUUGUUGUUUUCUUUAAGUGAUUGUGCAGAUAUUAUUUGUUAAAUUACUAUUGUCAGCUGGUCUUUUAAUUAAAGCAUAUUUGAAGGUU
Molecule: messenger RNA, 4139 nt
Organism: Melanotaenia boesemani (Boeseman's rainbowfish)
Lineage: Eukaryota; Metazoa; Chordata; Actinopteri; Atheriniformes; Melanotaeniidae
Exons: 17
Coding region: 385-2748 (787 amino acids)
Molecular function (GO): DNA binding; zinc ion binding
Source: RefSeq, a predicted model, not a curated record